Messenger RNA from Saprolegnia parasitica CBS 223.65, 583 nucleotides. RefSeq lists its product as hypothetical. The transcript has 4 exons. Bases 50 to 439 code for a protein of 129 amino acids. The record is from RefSeq and is a predicted model, not a curated record. NCBI's taxonomy places the organism in Eukaryota, Oomycota, Saprolegniomycetes, Saprolegniales, Saprolegniaceae.
GGCGAAUUCGGUUUGCGUAUCCGGAUGAGAGAAGAGCAGAUCUUGCGAGAUGGGGUUGACUCAGGACGAGGCGAUGCAGGUGCUGCGCUGCGUCUCCAAGCUUCAAGCCGAGCUGCCGCUGCAAAAGGCCAAGCUUCGGAGGCUAAAGGACCUCCUCGUGGCACGCGACCCGUGGCUCGUCAGCCUCGUCCAAGCCGUGGUUGCAACCAAGUCGAGCCUCCUACCAUAUCUGCGCGUGUUCCUUUUGAUGCUGCCAGGCGACGCGACGCGGACUCACUGCGCCGAGGGCUGCGAUCCCAUGGACCUGGAUCUCCUCCUGACGCUGUUUCCCAUAUCGCCUGACGAAGCAGAGGACGCGCUGGCUGCGUGUGCGCAGGACGUUGUCUUGGCCAUCCUCGACCUCGACGCCAACCGUCCUCGGACCCUCUACGACCAGUGACACCAAGGUCUUCGGGAUGGCCAUCGAUCGUCCUCGGAGCACGACGGAAGCACCACUGGCUGCCUACGCCGAGCUGUGGCAUUGUCCUGGUGCGCGAAUAGUUUUGGGAUAUAUGGAUACCACGUUGGUAGGAUUAAAUACAGG